AUGAUCCCCGUCAGAGCUUACAAACGCGACGCCCAAAAUAUGACGCCGAUGGCACAUACCGAGGGUAUUGACGCUUCAGAGAAAAUGGUAACAGUAGCCGUUAAGACCAACUCGGCACCACACGUAACAUACAGUCAAUGGGACGCCCGAGCCGUGGGGGACAUCCCGGACUGGCGAAAGAGAUUCGACAAAGCUGUCCGUUUCUUCGUUCUCCACUGGAUUCCCGAGGAGACCCAAGCGCUCCGUAGCAUCUCGGCGUGUCUGAAGCCGGGAGGGCAGGCACUGUUCAUCAUCCGUUUCGAGAACCGCGACGACUCCUUCUUUUUACCCCGUGCGACUUCCUUCUUGAAAAGCCAUGAGAAGUGGGGUGCUUUUGUCGAGGACUACAAGUCAUCACUGCACUUUUGGGACCUAUCGGUCCCAGAAACGCAGAAAGUCUUCAAAGCACGUGGCUGGGCCGAGGCUAAGUGUGAAGUAUGGAGGCACGAACAGGUCCUGUCCGAAAUUCAGUUAAAAUUGUUUUUGGAUACAUGUCUUGGAGAAACACCGUUGAUACCAGCGGCAGCGCUGGAGGAUUAUCUGCAAGACCUGUGGCAGUGGGCGUUGGAUCGCUAUGGGGAUAAGACUCAGCCCGGACAUGUCCUCAUCACUUUGGAAUUUAUGGUCGUACACGCUUGGAAAUAA
This is a messenger RNA of Patiria miniata (bat star), 684 nucleotides long. RefSeq lists its product as uncharacterized. Gene Ontology annotation, molecular function: S-adenosylmethionine-dependent methyltransferase activity. Lineage: Eukaryota; Metazoa; Echinodermata; Asteroidea; Valvatida; Asterinidae. Bases 1 to 684 code for a protein of 227 amino acids. The record is from RefSeq and is a predicted model, not a curated record. The transcript has 4 exons.